AGUCAGGAGGGAGAAGGAUGGAGCAGGAGGGAGAGGCAGAGGGGCGCUCUGUGCCCCAGUGCCCAGUGGGGCCAGGAGGUGUCCCCACUUUACUGAGUAGAUACCCCUUCUUCUUCUAUAAGACCUGGGGGUGAAGCUGACCUGUGGGUGCCUUUGGAAGGAGUGCCCAGAGAGGGGACCCAGCUCCUGGAAGCCCACUUGGGGCUUCAUCCCCUCAGUCUCCUGGCUCCACCCCCUUCACCCUCCUCUCUCAGCCUCUCCUCCAGCCCUCCCUCCCAGGCCUUCAUCCUGUCUUCUUCCAUCCAUCUCCCUUUUUCUGCCUUCCCUGUUCUGGUCUCCCCUGCCUUAGUCUCCCUCAUCCUGGCUGGUUCUUUUUUCUUUGUUUUGCCCUCCUGGCUUUGUGUUCAGGAUCUCUCUCCUUGUCUGAGAUCUCUGGCCCUCCCCCUGCCCUUUUGUCUCAGAUCUCCUUGCCUGUCAGCCCCCAGGGCCGUUACUCUUCUAGGUGGGGGGGGGGGGGGAGCACCCACCUCCUCCAGUCCCACACUUCCGGGGCACCUGCCCUCAGGAGCCCUCCUCCCUUUGGAGAACUCUCAGCUCAGACUCCUCCUUUGCCCCUCCCCCUGCCCUGCUCACCUUUAAUUGAGAUGCUAAUGAGGCUUCUGUCGCUUCCAUCCCAGCCUGGCGGGCGGGCUCCCUGGCUGGGCCGCUGCACCUGUCAGGCUCAUGAAAGGAGAGCAGCAUGAGGAGCAGGGGCUGGGCCCCGACCCCGUGGCACCCCCGCAGCCCAAAGAGGAGGAGGAGGCCCUGAUCGAGUUCCACCGCUCCUACCGAGACCUCUUCCAGUUCUUCUGCAACAACACCACCAUCCACGGUGCCAUCCGCCUGGUGUGCUCCCAGCACAACCGCAUGAAGACGGCCUUCUGGGCUGUGCUCUGGCUCUGUGCCUUCGGCAUGAUGUACUGGCAGUUCGGCCAGCUGUUCGGGGAGUACUUCAGCUACCCCGUCAGCCUCAACAUCAACCUCAACUCAGACAAGCUCGUCUUCCCCGCCGUCACCAUCUGCACCCUCAAUCCCUACAGGUACACGCAAAUUAAAGAGGAGCUGGAGGAGCUGGACCGCAUCACAGAGCAGACGCUCUACGACCUGUACAAAUACAACUCCUCCAGCACCCUGGGGACCCACCCCCGCGGUCGUCGCGACUUGCGGGAGCCCUGGCCGCACCGCCUGCAGCGCCUGUGGGCCCCGGCCCCGCCCCCCGGGGCCCGCGGAGUCCGCAGCGCCGCCUCCAGCGUGCGGGACAAUAACCCCCAAGUGAACAGGAAGGACUGGAAGGUCGGCUUCCAGUUGUGCAACCGGAACAAAUCGGACUGCUUUUACCAGACGUACUCGUCAGGGGUGGAUGCAGUGAGGGAGUGGUACCGUUUCCACUACAUCAACAUUCUUUCUCGACUGCGGGACACUUCUCCAUCCUCGGAGGACAUGCUGGACAACUUCAUCUUUGCCUGCCGCUUCAACCAGGCCUCCUGCAAUCAGGCGAAUUACUCCCACUUUCACCACCCUAUAUAUGGGAACUGCUACACUUUCAAUGGCAAGAACAACUCUAACCUCUGGAUGUCUUCCAUGCCUGGGAUCAAAAAUGGUCUGUCCCUGACGCUGCGCACAGAGCAGAAUGACUUCAUCCCGCUGCUGUCCACAGUGACCGGGGCGAGGGUAAUGGUGCAUGGGCAGGAUGAGCCUGCCUUCAUGGACGAUGGCGGCUUUAACUUGAGGCCUGGUGUGGAGACCUCCAUCAGUAUGAGGAAGGAAGCCCUGGACAGACUUGGGGGCGACUAUGGUGACUGUACCAAGAAUGGCAGUGAAGUCCCCGUGGAGAACCUUUAUCUUACCAAGUAUACACAGCAGGUGUGUAUCCACUCCUGCUUCCAGGACAGCAUGAUCAAGGAGUGUGGCUGUGCCUACAUCUUCUAUCCGUUGCCCAAGAACGCGGAGUUCUGUGACUACAGGAAGCAUAAUUCCUGGGGUUACUGUUACUAUAAGCUCCAGGAUGCCUUUUCCUCAGACCGCCUGGGGUGUUUCACCAAGUGCCGCAAGCCGUGCAGUGUGACCAGCUACCAACUCUCUGCUGGUUACUCACGAUGGCCCUCAGUGACAUCCCAGGACUGGAUCUUCCAGAUGCUAUCCCGACAGAACAAUUAUACUAUCAACAACAAAAGAAAUGGGGUCGCCAAACUCAACAUCUUCUUCAAGGAGCUGAACUACAAAACCAAUUCUGAGUCUCCCUCCGUCACGAUGGCCACUCUCCUGUCCAACUUGGGCAGCCAGUGGAGCCUGUGGUUCGGCUCCUCGGUGCUGUCUGUGGUGGAGAUGGCUGAACUCAUCUUUGACCUCCUGGUCAUCACGUUCCUCAUGCUGCUCCGGAGGUUCCGAAGCCGAUACUGGUCUCCAGGCCGAGGGGGCAGGGGUGCCCAGGAAGUGGCCUCCACUCCAGCUUCCUCCCUCCCAUCCCAUUUCUGCCCCCACUCCACAUCCCCACCAGGCCCUGCUACCUCCCCAGCCUUGAUGGCCCCUCCGCCUGCCUAUGCCACUCUGGGUCCCUGCCCAUCUCCCUCCAACUUGGUGGAGGCCAGCUCCUCUGCCUAUACUCUGGGGGAGCCUUGAGAGGGAAGGAAAGUGCCCUCCCCCCACAAGGCAGGCGCUUCCCCUGGUGGGAGGGGAGCAGGCUUGGCAGGAUUAAAGAAUGUCUUGGGACUUCCUCUCA
This is a messenger RNA of Neofelis nebulosa (Clouded leopard), 2758 nucleotides long. It is a transcript of the gene SCNN1A, whose product is annotated as sodium channel epithelial 1 subunit alpha. Gene Ontology annotation, biological process: sodium ion transmembrane transport. The transcript is spliced from 13 exons. Gene Ontology annotation, molecular function: ligand-gated sodium channel activity. The record is from RefSeq and is a predicted model, not a curated record. NCBI's taxonomy places the organism in Eukaryota, Metazoa, Chordata, Mammalia, Carnivora, Felidae. Gene Ontology annotation, cellular component: membrane. Bases 724 to 2658 code for a protein of 644 amino acids.